CCGACCCAGGCUGAGUCAAUAGUGGCCGCCAGGUGAGACUGUACCCACCUGUUGGCUAGGUUUUUCCCCUUCUUCUAAACGUGGGGCCACAAGUAAGUAAGAACGGCUACCAGACUGGCAAAAAAAAAUUGAAGUGUCUUUCCCAGAACUUCUGAAAUGAUUUGUACAUAGUUUAAACACUUAAAUCGCCAGGCUGUUCUUAAAAUAAUGACCAAUAGGAAGAAGUGAAAAAAAUACAAAUGGGAAAUGCAAAGCAAUGGAAGUUGGGAUGGUGACCAGAUUUUCUGCUAUGGCCACUUGCAAGGAAAUGAGAAUGUCUCACUGGCUGCACUGCCUCGGGUGGUUAAUCAUGCUGAUACCAGCACCUUCAUACUGUGCAGAAACAACACACACUACGUCUAUUUUGACAUUCUCAGAAGAUAAAGUGGUCAAAGACUUCAUUCGAUUCAUUAAUGCAACUGACAUGGUGGUGGCCAAUUAUAAACUUUCAAUUGAAUAUUUAUGUUCUGAACCUAGUACUGUCGGUGUUGAGGUCAUUGUUUCAACAGAUGUCAAAAUUGGAGUCAACAUUUACAAGAAAAAAUGGAAAUGUGAGAAACAUAUUGAUGCUCCCAGCAAUAGGACUCUGUGGGUGAAAUUUCCAAGCAUCAUGUUAUACAGACCGGAUUAUUUCAUUAGGCAAUCUAUUGCCAUUAGCAGUGUGUUACUAAGAGCCUGGAUUGUAAAUAACAAUUUGGGUGCUCAUGCGAAUCAUAAGGCAAAUUUUUAUGAACAAGCUCUGGCUCGAACCUACAAAUUGCUGAAGACAUUCAGCCCUUUUGAGAGACCAUACAAAGAUCAUAAACACUGCCUUCAGUGGGACACAGAGAAGAUACUAGCAAUAAGAGAAAAACAUAUUCUCCAGUGCUUGCUUGAAAAUGAUGUUGUGGAGCUACUUGAUUUUCCAUUUGCAUCAACAGGAUCAGGUUUUGGAAUAAUAAAAAGGCUAAAAAAGUUUAAUAACCCAGAAAUGGAACUGACUGGUAAACAACUUAUCAACAAUCCAAGGUUUACUGUAUCAAUAUGGAUUUAUGUACUCCAUCCUUGCAAACAGCAUCUCUGUGGCAUCUUCCAUCAGAUCAAUGAAAAGCAGAAGUAUGGCACCCCACUGCUGUUCCUUACAACUAAUGGUAAUAUUCACUUUCAGGUGAUAUUGUCCUCUGGAAAAUACAUUGCAGGAUUAUCAAACUUCAGAUUAGCUUUGAGGCGAUGGUGUCGAUUGGAUUUCACCAUACAAGGCAAACAUAUGACUUUGACAGCCAGCUAUGGAGCAAAACUACAAGCCAAAAAAGAGGCAUUUUAUACCUUUCCUGGAGAUGUUCAUUACAACGUUUCAGCUGGAUACUUUAUACUUGGGGGCAGCAACAAUGUACAGAGUUUUCAGGGAUUUCUUGGUCCUGUGAAAUUUUACCGGGUCGUAAGUCGAAAAGGAAGAGAGAUUUCAAAUCCUCUUGAAAUUGCUCACAAUCUCGACAAACAUAUUGAUCAGUACUAUCAAAAAUGCAAGCAUUUCAAUGCAUUCAUCAUCAACUAUUUCAAGUCAUUUGGAUUACACAAGAAAAUUGAGCAGAAGAGAAGAAACAGUAAUUACUACUUAUGGUUACUGAAUCAAUAUGGGCCAAUAAAUAAUGAUGACAAUAAGUGUCCAGUGUGGCCAUGGGGGCAAAGGACAGAUAAGCACUAUGCAGCAUUAUUUGAUCUACUUCAAACAAUGGAUUCAGAGUCAUUUCAAGAUUUCACUCAUUUACCAAAUUUACAUUCCAUGCUGCUUAAAGUUGGUGAGAAACUUUUUUGGAAUACAAUGAAGAAACUUGUUGGUGCAAUUGGUUUCAAGCACGUUGGCGACCUGAUCCCAUCAUUAACCGUGGCCAGCUGCUGUGGUUACUAUAAAGCAGCCUACUUGCUGGGAGUCAUUUUUGAGACAGGUCUGGGUGUGGAAGUACAACUGUCAAAGGGCAUGCUGUAUAGUCUGGUUGCUGCACAAGGAAAUGACAGACUUGCAUUAAUGCACCUUGGAUACAAGCAUAAUCAGGGGAUUGAUGGUUACUCCUGGGAUUAUGAUGCAUCAUAUGGUUACUACUUAAACAUUGCCCAACGAACUAUUAAAGAUCGCCACGUAUUUGAUGGUGAACAGGCUUUUGUUGAAUCUGUAAGGUUAAUGGAUGAUUCAGUUUUGCAGCAUCAAACUAAAGAAAACCAUGACCUCUUUAUCUGGCUCCGAUACCAGGCAGAGCGUGGAGAUGCAUUUGCUCAGCAAAAACUUGCAAGAAUGCUUUACUGGGGUCAACAGGGUAUAACACGUGAUGUGCAAGCUGCAUUAAAGUGGUAUUCCAGAAGUGCAAUGGAGUCAAAAAAUCCAUUAUCAUUGUAUGAGUAUGGACUUUUUCUUAUUAAGGGCCAAGGUGUGAAAAAGAAUACAAGGUUGGGUUUAAGAUUUAUGAACGAAGCAGCCUCCAAGGGAUCCCAUGAAGCACUUAAUGGUUUGGGAUGGUAUUAUGAAACCGUUGAAAAGGAUUUUGUGAAAGCUGCAGCUUAUUGGGAAGAAGCAAAAGAAAUGGGCAAUCUCGAUUCAAUUCAUAAUCUUGGAGUACUUUAUGAAACUGGAAAAUAUCCCGGCAAACCCAUCAAAAAUGUGACUGAAGCAUUUCGAUACUACUAUGAAGCUGGAUCUGGUGGACAUUUUGAAAGUCUAGUUCGCUGCUCUUUCUUCUGGAGUACAGGAAAUUUUGAAUCUAUUCCACACAAUCCCAGACAGGCAGUCCUUUGGGCCAGGUUUGUCGCUGAGCGAAAUGGCUAUUUGGGUUUCCAAAUGAGAAAAGCUCUGGAUGCUUAUCUUCAGAGAUCCUGGAAAGAAGCCCUGCUGUAUUUCCUCAUCACGGCGGAAACAGGAAUUGAGUCAUCUCAGACAAACAUAGCCUACCUCUGUGAAGAGAAAGCACUCAUAAAGAGAUGUGCUGAUUUUGCCUGGAGGUAUUAUAAUUUAUCAGCUUUCCAGCAUACCACACAGCCUUUUGUUCUUGUGAAAAUGGGCGAUUUCUACUAUUAUGGCUAUGAUAGCCAUAAAAAGGAUAUUGAGCAAUCAAUUAACAUGUAUGCCUCUGCUGCUUUAUGGAAUUACUCUCAAGCAUUUUAUAACUUGGGCUCACUGGCAGAGGAGGGCCUUCACAUACCAGAGAGCGUUUUAGAUCUGCUAAACCUGAACACGAGGAAACAAUCCAAUGAUAUCACACUUCAGCAGGAGCUAUAUGAGAGGUGUAUAAGUGUUAAUAUUGAAGAGGCCUUCAUCCCGUGCUCGAUAGCUUUGCUUCGCGUUCGCCUGAAAUCAAUAUGGAUGAGUAACUACUCUGCACCUCUGUUGUUCACUGCAAUCUCGAUGUGCCUUUCAACAUUGAUUUGUUUUGCUAUGAAGCACUACUGGAAUUCCACAGCAGCGGCCUCCACAGCAAGAGCAAAUGAACAUCCUCCAGAUUUGAACUCUCCUAUAGAAAAUAUUCAGACAGCAGUGGCCUCCACGACAAGUGUACAUGAACAUCCUCCAGAUUUGAACACUUCUAGUGAAAAUAUUCAGACAAGUGAGGCAAUGGCUGAAGAAGCAUCAUGACAUUAAAUUGCAACAGGGUCUCCAGAACUGAAUGAGACAAGGCCUGUGUAGCAAUUGCACCACGGGCAGUUUGAUCACGAAGAGGAAGUUAAUUGAAUGCAUCACAUUUGAGGGUAAUUCUACUCAUUGCAGUCACACAGAAGCAACUUCUUCAUCCUGGUUUAUCUCAAUCAGUAGUUAUGCUCCACAUGAACCACUUCCAACUUUACUCCAUUGAAUUUUAUUGAUGCAUUAAUCUAUUCCAUUAUUCCUCAUGUAGUUAAUCAGCUUCUCCAUAAAUGUUUUUAUUAAUUGCCUCAAAUACUGAAUAUUGCAUCAGGCUUCAUGUUCUUACCUUUCCCUGAGUAAACAGGUUUCCACUGAAUUCCACAUUACAUUUAUUAGCAACUAUCUGAUGUUUAUAACCUGAAAGUAUUGUACUGUCACACCGGUGAUGUAUCUCCACUAAAUUUAUCCUAUUAAAACUCUUCAUAAUUAUAGUAAUCUCACUAUCAGGAUGUCCUCAGCCUUAAGAGUCCCAGUCCAUUCUAUCUUUCCUGAUACAUACCAGCUUCUGAGUUUGCUAUCCUUGUAACUCUUUUUAUAGGUAUAAAGAUCAGAGUUUAACAAAUAUCCUAAACCUAGUCUAGCACUUAUAACAUUACUUCAUUACUUUUUAUUUCCUCUGAAGUUUCCCUGGUGCCUUGUUCAUAUAUUCGCAGAUUUAUCCACUAGUAUUUAAAUGUUUUACAAUUCUGUAUUCCCUCAUCCAUUUGUUCUUCUCUAUCAUUUAUACAUUUUUAUGAAUAUAGGGAAUUAAUUAAUGUAUUUUUUAAAAUUGUGUGAAGAACCUUUUGCUAGAUAUCACUGAUAUAGUUUGUGUAAUGUAUAUCAGCCAAUGAUUAAUUUUAUGUGCAUUUUCAGUUGAGCUAAAUUAUUUAGUCACAAUGGUAAAUAAGAGUUAAAUAUGAAUAUAAUCUAAAUAUUGAAACUUUGCUUUGGUUAAUGACUUUGAGGUAGUCAUUGCCAAAAACAAUAUGUUGCUGAUUAAAGUCAAUUAAUUUUCUUUCAAUAAGGAUAGAAAUCUUGCUAAUUAUAACUCUAAGAAUCUCUGUCCCUCAUUUCAAAGAUACUGACAUUUUUCAGCUUUGCAGCAUUAUCAGUUUUUAUGUCAGUUUUU
Hypanus sabinus (Atlantic stingray) is the source of this 4799-nucleotide messenger RNA. Its product is annotated as protein sel-1 homolog 3-like. Gene Ontology annotation, molecular function: protein binding. Bases 257 to 3640 code for a protein of 1127 amino acids. The record is from RefSeq and is a predicted model, not a curated record. NCBI's taxonomy places the organism in Eukaryota, Metazoa, Chordata, Chondrichthyes, Myliobatiformes, Dasyatidae. The transcript is spliced from 25 exons.